Molecule: messenger RNA, 678 nt
Organism: Prunus armeniaca (apricot)
Lineage: Eukaryota; Viridiplantae; Streptophyta; Magnoliopsida; Rosales; Rosaceae
Source: the annotation of a GenBank genome assembly
AUGGCUAUGGUGCCAUAUUCCUCAGCUGUUGGUAGUCUGAUGUAUGCAAUGAUUUGCACGAGGCCAGAGAUAACCCACGCAGUUGGUGUUGUAAGCAGAUUCUUGUCUAAACCAGGCAGAGAGCAUUGGAAUACUGUGAAGUGGAUUCUCAGAUAUCUCAGGGAAACCUCCAAAAUGAGUUUAUGCUUUGGAGGUGGAAAACCUGAAUUGAUUGGCUACACAGAUGCAGACAUGGCAGGAGAUCUUGAUUCCAGAAAAUCUACUUCAGGAUACCUGAUUACAUUUUUAGGGGGAGCAGUUUCAUGGCAAUCAAAGUUACAGAAAUGUGUUGCUCUAUCAGCUACAAAGGCAGAGUUUAUUGCAGCUACUGAAGCAUGCAAAGAAAUGCUAUGGAUGAAGCGAUUCCUACAAGAAUUAGGGCAAGAGCAGCAUAAAUACAUUUUGCAUUGUGAUAGUCAGAGUGCGAUCCACAUGAGCAAGAAUCCGAGUUUUCACUCGAGGUCGAAGCACAUUGAUGUGAGAUAUCACUGGAUACGUGAUGUGUUGGAGUCUAAGCAAUUACAGCUUGAGAAAAUCCAUACUUAUGACAAUAGUUCAGAUAUGAUGACCAAGUCCUUACCUAAGGACAAGUAUGAAUUUUGCAGAGGAGCAGCUAGACUGCUAGAGCCCUCCACCUAA